ACGCUCUGCUGCGCAUUCCCCGUCAGCUAACGUGCAUGCGAAGAGACCUCCAGCAACUGCAAACACGGUUUUUUAAAAAAAUAUAUAUAUAUGUAUAUAUAUAUAUACACACGAUUUUUGUGAUUUACUUGAGAAAUCAUGCAGUGCACGUGUCCGGGAGAAAUUAGUAGUUGAUUUUUGUUUAAAAAAAAAAAUCUUUUUUUUUUUUUUUCAUUUUUUGUUUUACACUUUUCGUAAGGGGAAAAAAGUCUGGGGGGGUGGGAAGUGAAAAGACGACGUGACCGUAGCAACUUUAAUCUCUGGGUUGCUUGAAGCCAAGGGUACGUGCGUGGAAGGAAGAGUAGUAUUACUUUUUUGCGCCUUUGGACAUUAUCACGUUGAACAAGAAGUGUGGAUUAUAGAAAGUGAAUUGAUCUCGCUUUGGAAGUUCGGUUGGACUCUAGCGCUUUGUUCUCAAAGUGAACAAGUCGAGCAGCAGGGCUGCACAGGAGUCCGAUCCAGCAGCGCACGGCCGAGAAACUGCGGCGAGGUCAGGAGUUGGCCGAACUGUCGCGCGAGUCUCCUCGAGGUAGCCCGUUUGAGGUGCUCGAGAAGUCGCUUUUUCCAGGAUCCGCUGUAAAGUGACAAACGAACUGGAGUCUUUCGUCGGUGAAGUCAUGGACAAGCUGGAUUUUUCUUCAUUUGCCGAGGAUUACUUCUGAAACCUUGGAAAGUGGUUGACAAGUUUGGUUGGUUUGUUUGUUUGUUUUUUUAAACGUGUUUUCAUGCUGCUCGAGAACUGAGCGGACUACGGGGUGGGUUUUUUUUUUUUUAAAUCGUUUUUUGUUGUUUUUAUCUGCGAAAAAGUCGUUAGGCUACAGUCGGUUUCACAAACCCAGUGCAGAGGGAAUAUCAGUGUAUCAAAUAUAAACAUGCCACAGCUCAACGGAGGCGGCGGGGAUGAUCUGGGGGCCAACGAUGAAAUGAUCUCUUUCAAAGACGAGGGUGAACAAGAGGAGAAAAUUUCAGAAAACGUGUCGGCCGAGAGAGAUCUGGAUGAUGUGAAGUCCUCUUUAGUAAACGAGUCGGAAAACAGCAGCUCGUCUGAUUCUGAGCAAACAGAGAGACGCCCUCAGCCAAGACCUGACAGUGAAAGUUACGAGAAAGCCAGAGAGUAUUUUAGUGAAGCUUUGAGAAGACAGCAAGAUGGAGGCUUUUUUAAGAGCCCUCACUAUCCGGGCUACCCUUUCCUAAUGAUCCCAGACCUCGCCAACCCUUAUUUAUCUAGCGGCGCCUUGUCUCCCAGCGCCAGGACGUAUCUGCAGAUGAAGUGGCCACUGUUGGAUGUGCCUGGUUCAGCAGCCCUGAAGGACUCCAGAUCACCUACGCCAGGACACUUGUCUAAUAAGGUUCCCGUAGUACAGCAUGCACACAUGCACCCCCUCACCCCCCUCAUCACCUACAGUAAUGAUCACUUUUCACCGGCGACGCCUCCUGCACAUCUCUCCCCGGAGAUUCUGGACCCAAAGACAGGUAUCCCACGGACCCCCCACCCCCCGGAGCUCUCGCCGUAUUACCCCUUGUCUCCUGGAGCCAUGGGCCAGAUUCCCCACCCCUUGGGCUGGCUUGUCCCACAACAAGGGCAGCCCAUGUACUCCAUUCCUCCAGGAGGUUUCCGCCACCCGUACCCAGCAUUGGCAAUGAACGCAUCUAUGUCCAGUCUGGUGUCAAGUCGUUUUUCUCCUCACAUGGUGCCUCAUCAUCCUCAUGGCCUUCAUCAGACAGGAAUCCCACACCCUGCAAUCGUCUCCCCUGCCAUCAAACAGGAGCCCAAUGGAGAGCUCAGCCCUGCCUCACACACGAAGUCUCCAGCACCCUCUAAGAAGGAGGAUGAGAAGAAGCCGCACAUAAAGAAGCCCCUGAACGCGUUCAUGCUCUACAUGAAGGAGAUGAGGGCCAAAGUGGUGGCAGAGUGCACGCUGAAGGAGAGCGCCGCCAUCAACCAGAUCCUGGGCAGGAGGUGGCACUCUCUGUCUCGUGAGGAGCAGGCCAAGUACUACGAACUGGCCAGGAAAGAGAGACAACUGCACUCUCAGCUCUACCCAGGCUGGUCCGCGCGAGAUAACUAUGGAAAGAGGAAGAAGAGAAAAAGGGACAGUAAGACUGACACGACCCCAGAGGAUUUCUCCACGCGGAACAAGAAGCCCUGUGUGCAGUACCUCCCUCAGGAGAAGAUGAUUGACAGCCCGGCGUCCUCUCAUGGCAGCAUGCUGGACUCCCCAGCCACGCCUUCCACCGCGUUGGCCUCGCCCGCUGCUCCCGCCCCCACUCACUCCGAGCAGGCCCAGCCGCUCUCCCUCACCACCAAGCCUGAGCGCCAUCAUCAUCCUCACUUCCCCCUGCUCUCCAAACCCUCCUCUGUGUCUUCGACAUCAUCGUCUUCCUCUUCUUCCUCCUCUUCCUCCUCCUCGUUAUCUUCAGUGUCCUCCUCUCAUCCAAGUAUCUCUCUCCCCAUUAGCUCCUCCGGCAGUCAGUCGACCCCACCCCUACUGUCUCGGCCAAUCCCCUUCGCCUCCCUGCACCCCUCCCUCUUGUCCCCGCCCUCCCCAUUCCACCAGGCUGCUUUGCACUCCCAUCAUGCCCUGUUCCAGUCACAGCCGCUCUCCUUGGUAACCAAAUCAGCCGACUGAACUCCCGGCGCUGUUCUGUCUUUCCCACUCCUUUAAACGUGCUGUACAUUGCUUUUUACCUUUUUAAAAUAGAUGUCAGGUUAACUUUUUUGAUAAGUGAAAAGGAAGAUGAAUAUUAUUGGUCAAUAUUUGAUCAUCAGCUUUUCUGUGUCUCUCUAUGAAACAGUGUAUUUUUUUUGUAAAGUCUACUUUGGAACUGGUUUCUUAUUUGAUACAGUUAUCCAGCAAUUACUUGUAUAAAGUAUACAUGUAUUAAAAACUUCUUUAUUAAGAUAAGAAGGAACAAAAAAAUCUUAAAGCUUACAUGUAAUAAAUGGUAGUUUUGAAGUUUAAUUCAUAGUACAGGCAAUUUAUUAGAACCCUUUGCGGCUACCCCUACAGUUUUGAAGUGCGUGAACUAAAUAAAACUUGUAAAUUGUUUCUAGAA
Electrophorus electricus (electric eel) is the source of this 3096-nucleotide messenger RNA. RefSeq names its product transcription factor 7 like 1b (gene tcf7l1b). Gene Ontology annotation, biological process: canonical Wnt signaling pathway; regulation of transcription by RNA polymerase II; generation of neurons. The record is from RefSeq and is a predicted model, not a curated record. Gene Ontology annotation, cellular component: beta-catenin-TCF complex; chromatin. Gene Ontology annotation, molecular function: DNA-binding transcription factor activity, RNA polymerase II-specific; RNA polymerase II cis-regulatory region sequence-specific DNA binding. Lineage: Eukaryota; Metazoa; Chordata; Actinopteri; Gymnotiformes; Gymnotidae.